GCAGAGGAUUCGUAUGGCUCCUCGGAAGAUGAAAGUGAUGGGUAUGUCCAGGAAAGGACUGCAAAGACAAAACGACGACCUGUCAGGAGACAGAGCGGGGCGGAUGCUGCGAGGCGCAAGAGAAAGAGAAAGGAGAUCACAGAGGAGGAUUUAAUGGAUAUGCCUCCUGAGAAGGCGAAUAAACUCAGACUGGACAUGCAAUUUGAUGCGAUUUUGAAACCCAAAAAGGCUGCUAGACAAAAGAAACGCAAAAAGGAUGCCGAGGAAGAGGUAUUGGACAGGUUUGCGGACGAGGAGGUGUCGAGGCUGAGAGAAGCGAUGUUGGCUGCCGCUGCGGAUGACGAGCAGUCCAACAGGGAAAAACUGCCGGCUACAAACAAGUUGAGGCUGCUACCACAGGUCAUGGAAGUGCUGAGAAAACAAUCGCUAUCUCAGUCUAUUAUCGAUAAUAACUUACUCGAGGGCGUGCGCCGGUGGCUCGAGCCUCUUCCGGACCGGUCACUGCCAGGUCUUAACAUUCAACGGGAUUUCUUCCCAAUUAUAAAAAAAAUGGAAUUCAUUGACAGUGCAGUGUUGAAGGAGUCAGGAUUGGGAAGGAUAGUGUUGUUCUAUACAAAAUGCAAAAGGGUAACGGCGGACGUGCAGCGGAUUGCUAAUGAUCUGAUAUCGACGUGGUCCAGGCCUAUCAUCAAACGCAGUGCUUCUUACCGGGACAGGAUCGUGCCGAUGGUGCAGGGAGAGGGCGGGGAAGGGGGUGGGCGACAUGGGGGAGAGAGACUGAAUGCGAUAUUGGCAAGAGCCAAGGAGACGGAGAAGAAUAGGAUCAGGAAGAACGCGGUGAUGAUACCGCAGCGCGAGUUCGGGGACUAUACUGUUGCGCCGAGGAUGAACGCGGGGAUUAUGAAGAAUGACAAGACCAGUAGCGUGGACAUGGACGUUGAGAGGAGGAGAAAGAAUGCGGAGAGGCUGAGGAGUUUGACGAGGAAGGUUGCGAUGAAAUAGGGAGCGGGUGUACGUGCCGGAUGUAGGCUCUUCUGAGACAUGGUUAACGUUGUCGAAGCUACGAUGUAUGAAUGGUUUAUUCUAGUAUUGGAAGUCUGAGUGGCUUUCU
Molecule: messenger RNA, 1111 nt
Organism: Serpula lacrymans var. lacrymans S7.9
Lineage: Eukaryota; Fungi; Basidiomycota; Agaricomycetes; Boletales; Serpulaceae
Exons: 3
Coding region: 154-1002 (282 amino acids)
Biological process (GO): poly(A)+ mRNA export from nucleus
Cellular component (GO): nucleus
Source: RefSeq, a predicted model, not a curated record